Capra hircus (goat) is the source of this 588-nucleotide messenger RNA. Its product is annotated as allergen Bos d 2. Gene Ontology annotation, molecular function: small molecule binding; odorant binding. The record is from RefSeq and is a predicted model, not a curated record. NCBI's taxonomy places the organism in Eukaryota, Metazoa, Chordata, Mammalia, Artiodactyla, Bovidae. The transcript has 6 exons. Bases 50 to 568 code for a protein of 172 amino acids.
GCUGGGACGCCCUCAGCUUCUCUAGAAGAAGGGCCAUGAGAAUCCCAAGAUGAAGGUCGUGUUCCUGACUCUCCUCUGUGGUCUGGUUGGUGCUGCCCAGGAAACUCCAGCUGAGAUAGACCCCUCAAAGAUUCCAGGAGAGUGGCGUACCAUUUACGCAGCUGCAGAUAACAAGGACAAGAUUGUGGAAGGGGGCCCGCUGAGGAAUUACUAUCGUCGGGUUGAAUGCAUCAAUGACUGUGAAUCUCUCUCCAUUACAUUUUAUCUCAAGGACGAUGGCACAUGUCUGUUGCUCACAGAAGUGGCAAAGAGAAAAGAAGGAUAUGUGUACGUCAUACAAUUCGACGGUACCAAUACUUUGGAAGUGAUUCAUGUGUCAGAAAACAUGCUGGUAACUUAUGUUGAAAAUUAUGAUGGGGAGAGGAUCACAAAAAUGACUGAAGGUCUUGCCAAAGGAACCAGUUUCACUCAAGAAGAACUUCAGAAGUAUCAGCAGCUGAACAGUGAAAGGGGGGUUCCAAAUGAAAAUAUAGAAAAUGUCAUCGAAACAGACAAUUGUCCUCCAUAAGAACAGUGAAGAGCGGUUCG